GAUGUGCUCUGAUGGGGAUGAAGCCUUAUUUGAAGUCUCUCAGGAGGGUCCAAAACAUUUUCAUGUUUUUGCGGGUGAAAACUGAUUUUUCAAGGACUUUGCAGAACCUUUGGUGAAGGGUUUCGAGGGGAAGAUGUCGAUGGUCUCGCAGCUGCUGGUUUCGGGAGUCAACGGUGUUAAAUCAAGUCUUUUGAGGGCAUCGAGCGAACAAAUCGUUACUGUGAGAAAUGCAGCGAAGAAGGCAGGAACAACGACUAAAAAUCGAGGAGGUAAUUGCAGAAAACCUAAGCACAGAGGGUGGAAGGUGCAAGAUGGUCAUUACGUCCAAGCUGGACAUAUCCUGGCAACACAGAUGAACACUAGAUUCCAUCCAGGUCUUCACGUCGGUUUCGGUAGAAAUGGAUCGUUAUUCGCCAUGGAAGCUGGAAGAGUAGUUGUAACAUGUGAGAAAGUCGACCUCAACUGGGAUCACACGUGGAUUCAGAGGUGCUACAGCGGUCGAGAGGGCCAGACCAUCUACAAAAAACACUUCAACGUCAUCCCAGAGAAGCAACACGACCGCUUCAAGCUUGUUGACGCCAUUUAAUCCAUAAUAAUGAUUAAAAACCUCAAAAAACCUAUCAAAUUUGUAAUUAGUAAUUAAAUAAAAUUGAAAAGUCCUCCUAAA
This is a messenger RNA of Diachasma alloeum, 667 nucleotides long. It is a transcript of the gene mRpL27, whose product is annotated as 39S ribosomal protein L27, mitochondrial. Gene Ontology annotation, cellular component: ribosome; mitochondrial large ribosomal subunit. Bases 134 to 586 code for a protein of 150 amino acids. The record is from RefSeq and is a predicted model, not a curated record. Gene Ontology annotation, molecular function: structural constituent of ribosome. Gene Ontology annotation, biological process: translation. The transcript is spliced from 3 exons. Lineage: Eukaryota; Metazoa; Arthropoda; Insecta; Hymenoptera; Braconidae.